Messenger RNA from Cynoglossus semilaevis (tongue sole), 2343 nucleotides. RefSeq names its product coiled-coil-helix-coiled-coil-helix domain containing 3a (gene chchd3a). The transcript is spliced from 8 exons. Lineage: Eukaryota; Metazoa; Chordata; Actinopteri; Pleuronectiformes; Cynoglossidae. Gene Ontology annotation, cellular component: MICOS complex; mitochondrion. The coding region runs from base 160 to 1752 and encodes 530 amino acids. The record is from RefSeq and is a predicted model, not a curated record. Gene Ontology annotation, biological process: inner mitochondrial membrane organization.
UCUUUUUGCACCGCGUCAGGCUACGGAAAUAGGGUCUUGCUACGGCGCCUAGACCCACUUAUUAACCCGAGUUCAUCGCCAGUAAACGGCAGUGGGACAACAGAGGGUUCUUAGAAUUUCAUGUAGAAACGGGGCAUUUUAUCGAGCUGCGGUCUGACAAUGGGAGUGAACAACAGCACCCACCGAGUGUCAUUUGAAUCAGACGAGCAUGAGAAUAUAAUGGUGGUGAAGGGCGUAUGGCUCUCCAACAAUGUCAUCAACCGCAUGAAGGAGCCAACAGCUCCUUCUAAACCCAACCCUGAUUCCCCGUCUCCACCUCCCACGGUCCCUACUCCACCUCCUCCUCCACCUGUCUCAAGGCCAGUGCCUCCACUAUUUGAUCCAAUUACCUCCUUGCCUCCUCUGUCCCAGCUAAAAGAACCUGUUGCACCUCCAGCUCCACCUCCUUCAUCUCAACCUGCUCCGCCAACCUCAAAGACCGUGUCUCCGCCAACACCUCCUCCUAAACCUCAAACAGAGAAGGUAGAACCCAAAGUGUUGCCAUUUUUAUCAACCCCUCCAUCGCCUCCAUCCUUCCCUGCUCCUGCCGGCUCUCCUGCUUCAGCUGUGGUGGAAGAUGUCACCCUGGUUACUGCUGCUCCUAUAAGUCAGCCCAUUGCCUCACCUUUGCCUCUUUCUCCCCCUACUUCACCUCCUCCUCUUGCUCUUACUCCUCCUCCUCCUUCUUCCUCUCCUCUUCCUUCCCUUAUACCUGUAGUUGAGCCAAUCACUUCUCCCCCUGCGAUUGAACCCAUUGCUCCUUUACCUGUACCUGAACCCACACCACCCCCUUUCCCUAUCAAGACUGAGGUCAUUCCAACUCCCCCUCCUCCUCCGCCUCCUGCUCCUGCCAUCUCAGAACCCCUCUCAUCCGCUUCAAUUUCGGAGCCCACCAUCCCUCCUCCUCCUCCAUCCUCAGGGAAUGCUUUGCCCUUGCAGCCCACUUCACAAUUCGCUUCACCUCCGCUGCUCGAUUUUACUGCUCCCUGUGAACCAGUUGCAACUCCUCCUCAGCCUUCUGUCAAGCCGGUGUCUCCACCUCCACCUCCAGCUCCUGCUCCUGAACCAGUGGUGGUGCCUGAGUCUAUACCAGCCCCUCCUCCACCGCCUCCUCCACCAGUGGUUGAUGAAGAAGCCCUGAGGAGGAAGAUCUCCGAUGAGCUCCAUAAAGGCUUUGAGCAGGAAAGGGCCAAGGCAGAACAAGAGCUACAGGCCUGGUUGGAGGCAGAGAAGGCCCAGGCAGCAGCCAAGGCCCAUGCUGACGCCCAGUCCCAGGUCCAGGAUGAAGUGUCCAGGAUGCUGUCUGCUGAGCGGGCCUUGGCUCAAGGGAGUCUCCAGCAGGCUCUUGUUAGGGAGAGGCUGGCUGCUGAGGACGAGAGGCACCGGGCUCAUGUUUUUGCCAAGCAGCUGGAGGCCAGAGAAGCCGACUUGAAGAAACAGGAUGCGUUCUACAGAGAGCAGGUGGCGCGGCUGGAGGAGAGGAGCGCCCAGUUUUUCAAGGUCACCACAGAGAACUUCCAUAAAGCUGCUGACGAAGUUAAUGCCAAGUACAGGCGGUAUGAGGUGUAUCCUGUGUGUGCAGACCUGCAGGGCCAGAUCCUCACGUGCUACAAAGAGAACGUUGGAAAAACCCUUCAUUGCUCCAACAUAGCGGCGCUUUACCUACAGUGUGUCAACAAUGCCAAACAGAAUAAGCUGAGAACGGGGGGUUAAGUACAAAGAAGGAAGAGGAGUGAGAGAAGAGUUUAUUGUGUGGGAUUACUGAUAAUUGACCAACUGACAGACAGAGCAAACUGCAGCUCAGGAGGAGCAGGAGAAGAAGGAGGAGGAGGAGGAGGAAUGAAUCAGCACCAACACACAAACCUCAAAUCCUAUCCUUCCUCCGCUCUUUAAAACCGUUUUUAUCUCCCCUGUGAGAAUAACAGAGACUCGGUGAUGCCGUCCAGCACCGACAGGAUUCAAAGGGCUUGAGCUCUGCUCGCCAAAGGGACAAAGACGAACCAGAACCACCACAAAACCCCGUCUGGAAAUCCAGCCUUCCAUUCUGAGUCACCCACGACCAUCUUUAGGAAAAGAAAAAUCUAUUUUUUGCAAAAGUGAAGUCAGUCUGUAUUUGUUAUUCAUUUGUUUUCCAGCUCCUAAAUCAUCCAUUGAACCUGAGACGAUGUUGCGUUUUCACUCAGACCCCGAGACUUGUGACGAUGUCUGAUCAGAGAAAUAAUUAAAAAUAAAUUAAACGAAGAAAAAAAAAAGUGUUGUUGAACUUUUCCUUAAUAAAUAUUCACUGGCUUCUGUUUCUCUCAA